AUGGCAAAACCUCAGAAGAUGAAAGUGAUGUUGAAAAUGGCAGAUGAAACAGUGAUCUCUGCUACAGCUAUAGAAGAUAUGAAGAUUCUAGUGAAAGGAAUAAAUAUGCUGUUAAAUGAUGUCUGCUAUGUUCUGAAGUUAGAAGUGAACCUCAUGAGUAUGACAAGAUUAAAUGAGAAUGAUAUCUAUGAGAUGAAAAGACCAGUUAUAUACAGAGACUUGAUCUGA
This is a messenger RNA of Blastomyces gilchristii SLH14081, 228 nucleotides long. RefSeq lists its product as uncharacterized. The coding region runs from base 1 to 228 and encodes 75 amino acids. The transcript is spliced from 2 exons. Lineage: Eukaryota; Fungi; Ascomycota; Eurotiomycetes; Onygenales; Ajellomycetaceae. The record is from RefSeq and is a predicted model, not a curated record.